Lathyrus oleraceus (garden pea) is the source of this 1116-nucleotide messenger RNA. Its product is annotated as GDSL esterase/lipase At5g45910. The transcript has 5 exons. The record is from RefSeq and is a predicted model, not a curated record. The coding region runs from base 1 to 1116 and encodes 371 amino acids. Gene Ontology annotation, molecular function: hydrolase activity, acting on ester bonds. NCBI's taxonomy places the organism in Eukaryota, Viridiplantae, Streptophyta, Magnoliopsida, Fabales, Fabaceae.
AUGAAGAUCUUUAUUCUUGUUUGUAUCACUUUUAUAUGUGGAUUUUUUGUAAAUGUUUCCAAUUCUAAUCCUCUUCCAUAUGAAUCUAUCUUCAACUUUGGUGACUCUAUAAGUGACACUGGAAAUGCUAUGAAGAGUUUUCCUCCCAUGCCUAGCAAUAGUCCUUACGGCUCAACAUAUUUCAAACAUCCCGCCGGGCGAUUGUCAAAUGGACGAUUGAUAAUAGAUUUUAUUGCUGAAGCAUAUGGGUUGCCAUUUUUGCCUGCCUUAAAGAAUCUCACCAAAGACCAAGACAUUACGAAAGGAGUGAAUUUUGCAUUUGCUGGUUCCACUGCACUUGAAUCAGAGUUUUUUAAACGUCAUGGAGUCGAUCCACCAGGGACAAAUAACUCAUUAAGUGUUCAACUUGGUUGGUUUAAGGAUCUAAAACCAUCCAUUUGCAAAAGCAAAGAAGAGUGCGAUGGAUAUUUUAAAAAUUCAUUGUUUCUUGUUGGAGAGAUUGGUGGAAAUGAUAUUUUGUCGCAUCUCACACAUAAAACUGUUACAGAAAUUCGAGAAAUUGUUCCUUUAAUGGUUGAAGCAAUUGCGAAUGCUACUUCGAUAUUAAUCGAAGAAGGAGCCAUAGAGCUAGCAAUUCCUGGAAACUUUCCAAUAGGGUGUAAUGCUGCUUUUUUGUCAACAGUGGAUAGUAAGAAGAAAGAAGACUAUGAUGAAUUUGGAUGCUUGAUACCUUACAAUACUCUAGUAGAAUACUUUAAUGAGCAACUAAAAAAUGCUAUAGAGAUAUUACGACAAAAAAAUCCUCAAGCUAAGAUAAUAUAUUUUGAUUACUAUAACGAUGCCAAACGUUUAUAUCAAACACCACAACAAUAUGGCUUUACUUCAGACAAGAACGAGAUUUUAAAAGCAUGUUGUGCAUCAAAUGGACCUUACAAUGUCAAUCCAAAGACACCUUGUGGAGUUCUUGGCACAACUGUUUGCUCAGAUCCUUCAAAACAAAUAAAUUGGGAUGGAGCCCACUUAACCGAAGCAGCUUACAAAAUGAUAGCAAAAGGAUUAGUCGAAGGCCCUUUUGCAACACCUUCUCUUAAAACCUCUCUUUUUAAGAUAGUCUAA